AAACCCGCAGGCUACAUGACAGUCGACGGGCAGGUUGGACCAAGAAACAUCUGACGGCCAGUUCAUAAAUCCGACAGACAAAAGGCAGUCCAGAGAAAUGUCUUUUAUUUUUGACUGGAUCUACAGGAGCUUCAGCAGUGUCUUGCAACUAUUAGGGUUGUACAAGAAGAGUGGCAAGCUGGUGUUCCUUGGACUAGACAAUGCUGGAAAAACCACACUCCUGCACAUGCUCAGAGACGACAGGCUCGGACAACACGUGCCGACGCUACAUCCGACAUCUGAGGAGCUGACCAUAGCUGGGAUGACCUUUACAACGUUUGACCUUGGAGGUCAUACACAAGCGCGAAGGAUCUGGAAGAACUACCUCCCAGCCAUAAACGGUAUAGUCUACAUGGUGGACUGUGCAGACCAUGAGCGGCUAGCAGAGGCUAAAGUUGAACUGGAUGCCCUGUUGACGGAUGAAACCGUCUCCAACGUCCCGGUUCUCAUCCUGGGGAAUAAGAUAGACCGGCCAGAGGCCAUAAGUGAGGAUGGGCUCAGAGGAACGUUUGGCCUUCAUGGACACACAACUGGAAAGGGCAAAGUGUCUCUGAAGGAGCUGAAUUUGAGACCAAUGGAGGUUUACAUGUGUAGUGUGCUGAAGAGACAAGGCUAUGGAGACGGUUUCCGCUGGCUAUCACAGUAUAUUGACUGAUUAAUGUUCUAUUAACAACCUUAUUUACCGUACUACCUGCACACAGAAAGACAUGUUCCACAAAGAAAACUACCUGACAUAGAUAUAUUUACUUAACUACACCAUAUUUAGGACUUUGACUGUGCAAUUAGGAAAGGUGUUACGAGUGUUUUGUGUUAAUAUACCUGGUAUUCUUCACGAGUUCAAUCAUACCACAGCAGGUCAGAGUUAAGUUAUGAAUCAUCCGUCUGUAUUGUUCAGAUUAUGUGUGGAGAAUAAUCUUCAUGGUGUGGUUUCUUCCUUUACGUAAAACCUGUAGAGAAUUCUGUUCGCCAUAUAGAACAUGUCAUUGCUGUGAACCAGUUUCUGACCCAGGUUUAUUUAUAGCUGCUGGUGUAGACUUACAGUGAAGGUCAAUUUGGUUAACAUUUUGUGUCUGAGGUUACUCUUCCUUGAUUGAGAGUGUAUAUUAUAAUUAUAUCUUUAUAUUUAGCCUACUUCUUUUAAACUAAUGGGAAUCUUCAAGAACUAUACCAUUUUUCAUCCACAGACACGAUAGUUUUUCUGAAAACUGCUGCAGAGAUUUGGUGCCAUAUUUGUUCAUUAGAAAAGUUUUACUAGCCUAGUUUUCAGUAGCCUGCUACCUCCAACGAUACUGACAGUUCUACAGAUUUCAUGUUUUUUCUAUUCAUUGAAGGGUUUACAACUGCAGGCCAAUUAUAUGACUGUGACCACAAGUGCAUUAACUGACAUUUUGCUGCAUGACCUUUUUGAUAGCACAGAACAGUGUCUAAUAAUUGCAGUAAAUGUUAACUGCAUCAGCACAGCCAGGUGAUGUGACAACGUUGGAGGCCAAACUACUGGUUUUCAUGAUUGCUGUGAAACAACUUGAGUACUUUGUGAUUAGUAGCUGCUCUAAACAAGCAGUGAUAUGAGAGUACCUGAGUGGUGCUUUAAAAGUAGGCCAUGCAAAAAAUAUGCAUGAAAUGACCUCUUAGUGCAAUAUUAUACACUAUUUUGUAUAUAAGCUCUUAUUUAUAUUUUGCAAUAAAAAUGUGGCUUGCCUAAUGUUACAUCGAGCCUUGACCUCUAAGGUAAUGCAUCUGUUACAAAAGGCAGGUCAUAUUGUUAUUUAACGUGUGAAGUUUGAGCCUAAUAAAUAUUUUUGACAAUCCUAUAAA
Molecule: messenger RNA, 1854 nt
Organism: Anoplopoma fimbria (sablefish)
Lineage: Eukaryota; Metazoa; Chordata; Actinopteri; Perciformes; Anoplopomatidae
Gene: sar1ab
Product: secretion associated, Ras related GTPase 1Ab
Exons: 7
Coding region: 98-694 (198 amino acids)
Biological process (GO): endoplasmic reticulum to Golgi vesicle-mediated transport; membrane organization; vesicle organization
Cellular component (GO): COPII vesicle coat; endoplasmic reticulum exit site
Molecular function (GO): GTP binding; GTPase activity
Source: RefSeq, a predicted model, not a curated record